Messenger RNA from Mus pahari (shrew mouse), 5726 nucleotides. It is a transcript of the gene Clcn3, whose product is annotated as chloride voltage-gated channel 3. Gene Ontology annotation, biological process: transmembrane transport; chloride transport. Gene Ontology annotation, cellular component: membrane; Golgi apparatus; early endosome. Gene Ontology annotation, molecular function: voltage-gated chloride channel activity. The record is from RefSeq and is a predicted model, not a curated record. Lineage: Eukaryota; Metazoa; Chordata; Mammalia; Rodentia; Muridae. The transcript has 14 exons. The coding region runs from base 520 to 3120 and encodes 866 amino acids.
UGUCGGGCUCCGACUCCUGCAGCUUCUCUUCCAGUUCAGCGGGUCAGGGCUGGUCGCGUCGGGCUCGCACGGUUGUCACCUCGCCAGCUCCUUGCCGGUGCGCUCGGGGCGGGCGGGCCGUCCGUCCGUCUGUCCGGAGGAUGAGGCUGGAGUGGGCGGAGGCGUGAGAACCGCGUUACUUUCCCCCCCCCCCCGGAGCUGGAGCGCCGCUGCUCCUGUAGUCCUGAGCCUCCAGUCGGGGCACCGGCGGGUUGGUUUGAGGGCCCCGCUGGAGCCGGAAGAUUGAACUUCACCCCGAAACCAGCCUCCGCCGGUCCCACCUGGCCGCCUUUACGUAACCCCUCCUGAAAGCCCGGUAGCAGUGCAGUCCGCCGGGGUGGCCACCCGGCAGCCGCGUCCCGGUGAAGCUCCCGGGGCGGCUGGCGCGCGAUCGCAGGCAGAUGCGGGGUCCACCGGCAGCGCAGCCACCAGCCGCCCAGCUUGCUAUGCCUCUGAGCUGCAAGAUAAGCAGACAGCUAAAUGGAGUCUGAGCAGCUGUUCCAUAGAGGCUACUGUAGAAACAGCUACAACAGCAUAACCAGCGCGAGUAGCGAUGAGGAGCUCCUAGAUGGAGCAGGUGCCAUUAUGGACUUUCAGACUUCUGAAGAUGACAAUUUGUUAGACGGGGACACAGCAGCUGGAACUCAUUAUACAAUGACAAAUGGAGGCAGCAUUAACAGCUCCACACACUUGCUGGAUCUUUUGGAUGAGCCUAUCCCAGGGGUCGGUACAUAUGAUGACUUCCAUACUAUUGACUGGGUGCGAGAGAAGUGUAAGGACAGAGAAAGGCACAGACGGAUCAACAGUAAAAAAAAAGAAUCAGCAUGGGAAAUGACAAAAAGUCUGUACGAUGCCUGGUCAGGAUGGCUUGUAGUUACACUGACCGGACUGGCGUCAGGGGCACUAGCUGGAUUGAUAGACAUUGCUGCUGACUGGAUGACUGACCUGAAGGAGGGCAUCUGCCUCAGUGCAUUGUGGUACAACCAUGAACAGUGUUGUUGGGGCUCUAAUGAGACGACGUUUGAAGAGAGGGAUAAAUGUCCACAGUGGAAAACAUGGGCAGAGUUAAUCAUUGGCCAAGCAGAGGGUCCUGGAUCGUAUAUCAUGAACUACAUCAUGUACAUCUUUUGGGCUUUGAGUUUUGCCUUUCUUGCCGUUUCCUUGGUGAAAGUAUUUGCUCCAUAUGCCUGUGGUUCUGGGAUUCCAGAGAUUAAAACUAUUUUGAGUGGAUUCAUCAUCAGGGGUUAUUUGGGAAAAUGGACUUUAAUGAUUAAAACCAUCACGUUAGUGCUGGCUGUGGCAUCAGGUUUGAGUUUAGGAAAAGAAGGCCCCCUGGUACACGUUGCCUGCUGCUGUGGAAAUAUCUUUUCCUACCUCUUUCCAAAGUAUAGCACCAAUGAAGCUAAAAAGAGGGAGGUGCUGUCAGCUGCCUCCGCUGCUGGGGUUUCUGUGGCUUUCGGUGCGCCCAUUGGAGGAGUUCUUUUUAGCUUGGAGGAGGUUAGUUAUUAUUUUCCUCUCAAAACUUUAUGGAGAUCAUUUUUUGCUGCUUUGGUGGCAGCGUUUGUUUUGAGAUCCAUCAAUCCAUUUGGUAACAGCCGUCUGGUCCUUUUUUAUGUGGAGUAUCAUACACCAUGGUACCUUUUUGAACUGUUUCCCUUUAUUCUCCUAGGGGUAUUUGGAGGGCUUUGGGGAGCUUUUUUUAUUAGGGCAAAUAUUGCCUGGUGUCGUCGACGCAAGUCCACCAAAUUUGGAAAAUAUCCUGUUCUCGAAGUCAUUAUUGUUGCAGCCAUUACUGCUGUGAUAGCCUUCCCCAACCCAUACACAAGGCUCAACACCAGUGAGCUGAUUAAAGAGCUGUUUACAGAUUGCGGGCCGUUGGAAUCCUCCUCUCUCUGUGACUACAGAAAUGACAUGAAUGCCAGUAAAAUUGUUGACGAUAUUCCUGACCGUCCAGCAGGCGUUGGAGUAUAUUCGGCUAUCUGGCAGUUGUGCCUAGCGCUCAUAUUUAAAAUAAUAAUGACAGUAUUCACUUUUGGUAUCAAGGUCCCGUCAGGCUUGUUUAUCCCCAGCAUGGCCAUUGGAGCGAUCGCAGGGAGAAUUGUGGGGAUUGCUGUGGAGCAGCUUGCCUACUAUCACCACGACUGGUUUAUCUUCAAGGAGUGGUGUGAGGUUGGGGCUGACUGCAUCACUCCUGGGCUGUAUGCCAUGGUUGGGGCUGCUGCGUGCUUAGGUGGUGUGACAAGAAUGACUGUGUCUCUGGUGGUUAUUGUUUUUGAACUUACUGGAGGCUUGGAAUAUAUUGUUCCUCUUAUGGCUGCAGUAAUGACCAGUAAAUGGGUUGGUGAUGCCUUUGGUAGGGAAGGUAUUUAUGAAGCACACAUCCGACUAAAUGGGUACCCUUUCUUGGAUGCAAAAGAAGAAUUCACUCAUACAACCCUGGCUGCUGAUGUCAUGAGACCUCGAAGAAGUGACCCUCCCUUAGCUGUUUUGACACAGGACAAUAUGACAGUAGAUGACAUAGAAAACAUGAUUAAUGAAACCAGCUAUAAUGGCUUUCCUGUUAUAAUGUCAAAAGAAUCUCAGAGAUUAGUGGGAUUUGCCCUCAGAAGAGACCUGACUAUUGCAAUAGAAAGUGCCAGAAAAAAACAAGAAGGGAUUGUUGGCAGUUCUCGGGUGUGUUUUGCACAGCAUACUCCAUCUCUUCCAGCCGAAAGUCCGAGGCCAUUAAAACUGAGAAGCAUCCUUGACAUGAGCCCUUUUACAGUGACAGACCACACCCCAAUGGAGAUUGUGGUAGACAUCUUUCGAAAGCUUGGUCUGAGGCAGUGCCUUGUAACUCACAACGGGAUUGUCUUGGGGAUCAUCACAAAGAAGAACCUUUUAGAACAUCUCGAGCGACUAAAGCAGCACGUGGAGCCCUUGACGCCUCCUUGGCAUUAUAACAAAAAAAGAUAUCCUCCGUCAUAUGGCCCAGACGGCAAACCAAGACCCCGCUUCAAUAAUGUUCAACUGAGUCCUGUAGAUGAGGACGGAGAGGAGACAGAAGAGGAAGUUCGUUUGUUGAAUAGCACAAUUCUUUAAUCUGCGGGACUCGUUCACUUUUUUCUUCUUUCAAAAAAAAAAAAAGGAAAGGAAAGGAAAUACAAGAGGAGCUGUUGCAACCCGGUUUGCAAAUAGGGAGAAGAGAGGGAUUGUGCGGGGAGGGAGCAGGAAAAGAGUGAGGUAUUUCCCUAGCUAACUGGAACAGUGAUUCAUCUCAUGUUGUUCUGCACUGUCUGCACUCACUGAGUGAGAGUGCAGGCUUGAGCCGCCAUGGAGCCGCACUGGAUCCUCAAGCAUCUGGCUGUUACGUCAGCACCCCAGAGACGCAUUACCGGUCCCUAUCUCUGGAGGGAUUACUUUGAAUUGAGCCAUCUGUUAAGACUGCAAGGUCUUGCCCUUUUAUAUCAGAACUGUUGUGUUAAACUCAUGAAUUGUAUAGUUAAGCAUCACCUUUCUACAUUCCAAAAGAGCUUCUCUCUCCUCCCUUCCCCUUCCUCCUCUCGAGCUGUAACGAAACCUCUUUGGUGUGUCCUUUUGAAGCAGUCCUUUCUCAUAUUGAGAUGUACUGUGAAUUUACUGAUGUUUCAUCACAAGAAGGGAAUGUUUCUUGUGCCAUUAACCAUGGAGUCUGUACCAUCACUAAAGGCUUGGAAAUGUGUGCACACACCACUGCUGGCCAAGCAGGGAAAAUCUGGAGGUGUGAAUGAAAUCCCCCAGCUUGUGUGCUGUGUGGUUCAGAAUCUAAAACAAACUUGACUCUAAUCAGUUUUAUUUUUUCCUCUCAGACUUUAUGGAUAAUGUGACCUAGUCUUAUGCAAAUUUUCUAUUUCUGAAAUCACUCCUAUGACAGAGAAGUGCUGUUCAGCAUAAAGAAAGCAAAUGCUGCUGCUGUGACCGCAGAGAGAGGGAAGGAUUCUGUUUAGCUGUACCUGGUAUUAAUUGCAUGUUAAACACUGGAACUUUGUUCUUCAAAUUAGAUCAUUCUUUUAUUUCAGGAUGUUUCACUGCUGACACUGGAGAUGAACUGUAAUUCAUAACUUGCACUAAAUGUAUAUUUCUUUUCUUAAAAAUUUACCAUUUUUAUUUAUAUUUUUAUGGAUUAAAAUUUAUAAAAUGCAGAUCAGUUAAUAUUGCACAUAAAUAAUUUUACCUUUUUAAUGUGACUUUUUUUAAUAGAAUAAUUCUGACUUACAAAUAUGGAGGUAUGAGUAAAGACUACCAUGGGCACAAGGGUUUAAGAAGAGGUGGUCAUGUCUGUGCUCCCAAGUACGCAUGAUACCUUCUGAUUUCUCACUGCCAUCUCCUGGGCUACGCCCUUUGACCUGUCCAUCUCAACCACAAACUAGAAAGUUGAAAAUACUAUAAAUUACUAGUAGUAGAUUAAAGCCAAACCUUUUUUUUUUUUUUUUAAGGAAAAAUCAAUCAAAAAUGAAAACAAGAAAGUCACAGUGUGGUUAUAACCUUUGAGUCACUGGGUAGGUCACAGCCAUACCUGAAGUGUUCUGUGAUGAUUUCAGUAGAUAUGGUGCACGUUUUUGCAGGAUUAGUUAUAAUGUACCUCAGAGUAUAAGGAAUUGUUAUUGGCAGUGUUUUAAUCAUGGUCUUAAUUUCUAACUGGCAAAGGGUGUUUACUCAGUAGACUGCCCAGAUAGUCUUCAAGUAUGCAUUUUUCAAAUGCAUUUGUGCAGACAGAUAUUUUCUGAAACAACUGUCAUAGAGCCAUUUUUAAUAAAUAUGAAAUUACAUUAGGUCUGUAUGAUCUUGAAGACUUAGAAAAUCAGGAAGCCAUAUUAGAGUGAUCCAACGUUCCCCAAAAUUGCUGUCUGCCAAUGACAUUUUGUCUUUUUACUACUGAUGGCAGAUUUCAAUAUUCUUCGUUGUUCUUUGGUUAAAUAGAGUGAACUCAUUUUUAAUGAUAGUUCUGUAGCUCUUAAAGUAUACUUGCAGUAUGGAAGACACUGCUGGGGUACCAACUCUUCAGCACUGCUGAUUGGUGGCUCAUCCCCUCUGGGUUCCAAGUCUUCAAAGGAGAAGCCAGUUUCCUUGUAGCUUAACAGGAUGAAACUGAACAUGAUUUUAUUUUCCACAUUUCCUUUUCUUUCAUAUUCUGGUUUCAUGAUCCAUCUUCAGAGACUGACAUUUCAGGAUCCAUAUUAAAGCAUUCAUUUUCUUUGUUACAUUUCUCUAUCUGAUGUGUCUUACUGCUGAAACACAUGAAAAGUGCCGUGUUUUUAAUGCCUUCAGAGGUUUGAGGUUUGUUUUUCUCUUUCUUUUGGGUAUUAAUAUCUGUUCUGUUUUUCUCUUUUCAUAAAGGUUUGGUUGAUUUCCAACCAAAUAAGAUAGUGGAUACCAUGAACUACAUGUGCCUAGCUAAUUGGCAAACUUAUUGACCAAUAUACUAAGUGCAGCGCCUCAUUUGAGUACCCUUUUUGAGAAGGUAUGAUGAAAAUGGGCGAGUGUGUCAGCAUCUCUUAUUAAUCGGUUUUGGUUUUGGUUCAUGAAGAAUGCUUAGUUUGUUAACCUGUGAUGUUGCCUAGAGCUGUAUUUAUCUGUUUUUAUUUAUACUAGUGUAGUAAAAGCUGCAUAUCAUUACAGUAAAAAUGAUUACUGUGAUGAGUUAAGAUCUAUUAAAAUCUCUACUUAAA